AAACAAUUGAAUCAUAUAAAUCAUCGGAGGACUAACUUUUAUAUAUAUAUUUGUUGGGCACUUACAUACAUACAUACAUACAUACAGUACAUCCAUACAUAUAUAUAUCCAGAAGAAUGGGCAAAAAGAAUAGUAAACUCAACUCAGAAGUGGUUCAAAAGCUUACAAAAGACACAUAUUUUUCGGAGAAAGAGAUCCGUCAGUGGUAUAAAGGCUUUAAAAAGGAUUGCCCUAAUGGACAGCUUACUGAACAGGGCUUUUUGCGAAUAUAUAAGCAAUUCUUCCCACACGGAGAUCCAUCCAAAUUUGCAUCCCUUGUCUUCAGGGUUUUCGAUGAAAAUAAAGACGGCUCAAUUGAAUUUGAAGAGUUUAUAAAAGCACUUUCAGUGACUUCCAGAGGAAAUUUAGAAGAAAAGCUCGUUUGGGCUUUCAAAUUAUACGAUGUAGACAAUGAUGGAUAUAUAACUAGAGAAGAGAUGUAUAAUAUAGUGGACGCUAUCUAUCAAAUGCUGGGAAAUCAGGCAAAAAUAGCCGAAGACGACGAUGAAAAUCCUAAAGAAAGAGUCGACAGAAUUUUUGAACAGUUGGAUAAAAACCAGGACAACAAACUAACUCUGGAGGAGUUCAAAGAGGGCUCAAAACAGGACCCGAAGAUAGUACAGGCGCUAUCACUGUAUGCACCAUAAGUUGCUGAUGGAUAGGAUAGGACUGUCAAC
Oppia nitens is the source of this 716-nucleotide messenger RNA. RefSeq names its product frequenin-1-like. Lineage: Eukaryota; Metazoa; Arthropoda; Arachnida; Sarcoptiformes; Oppiidae. The transcript has 8 exons. The record is from RefSeq and is a predicted model, not a curated record. Bases 117 to 686 code for a protein of 189 amino acids. Gene Ontology annotation, molecular function: calcium ion binding; calcium sensitive guanylate cyclase activator activity.